GUACUGUUUCAGGCUCUGGAAGUGAUCCGGCAGCUGAAGGAGUCCAUGCAGAUUCAGCGUGCACACAUGAGGCUGCGGUUCAUGCUGCCAGUGAAGGAGGGGAAGAAACUGAAGGAGAAACUCAAACCACUCAUCAAAGUGAUCGAAAGCGAAGAAUUCGAUGAGCAGCUGGAAAUGGUGUGUCUGAUUGACCCCGGCUGUUUCAGGGAGGUUGACGAGCUGAUCCGCUGUGAAACGAAGGGGAAAGGCACGUUGGAGGUGCUCAGUCUGAAAGAUGUGGAGGAAGGGGAGGAGAAGUUUGAGUGAAUGGCAAUCCACCAGCCUGCAUGCUUCCCCACCCUACAGCUGCUAUACAAAACUUGUGCUCUCAUUAAAAAGGAAACCUUAUAUAUGGACGGAAAUGUUUUAUUGCUGUGUUGAACACAAAAAAAUCCUCAUUCCAUUGUUAACAAAGUUGGCUUCCCAGUGUUGCGCCAUAAAACGUAUUGAAGUAUUUUUUGUAGAAGUACAGUCUGUAUUUCUAAUAGCACUUACCCAUCACUCAUACUUCGUGAUCACUGGCAAUCACCAUUCUCCUAUACAUUUCAGUAAGGGUUUUGCACAGCUCACGUGAUCCUCUUAUCUGAAAUGUAUUGAUUUGUUGUAAGUCAAAGUGCAGCAAGUAUGGGUGAACAGAUGGUCUUAGACUGCAAAACUACACUGAGGAUAUAGGAUCAACUUGUUGCCACUUUUCCCCAUUUGCUUUAUGCUUCCUUCUGAUGUAUUAUUAUUAGUGGAGGUAAUACAAACACUAGAAUGGUAGAAUGACUUGAAUGGUAAUGCAGACCUAUUAAGUGGAUGCUGUAGACGAUGCAGUGCGGAAACGUGUAGUUUCAUGCAAAUGGAAACCUGCAGUUCAUAAGUUUUUAUUUCAAUUAAUACCGUUCAUAUUACUUAUUAUUUAAAAAGAAAAAAAUGCCAAAAUGUAUUUCUUUUGUAAAUCUCACUGCUCUUAAAUAAAACAUGAUGACACAAAA
Molecule: messenger RNA, 1016 nt
Organism: Polyodon spathula (Mississippi paddlefish)
Lineage: Eukaryota; Metazoa; Chordata; Actinopteri; Acipenseriformes; Polyodontidae
Product: ribosome maturation protein SBDS-like
Exons: 2
Source: RefSeq, a predicted model, not a curated record